AUGGAUCGGAUCAUGGAAGGAAAAACCUUGGCAUUUUCCAGUAGAGGAAGUGCCAUGUGUGCUGAAACGAUAUUUGGCGUUAUUAACAGCGAAGAAGAGUGUCUGAAAGUGAUAGACAUGGCAAGACUCAGCGCGCUCCCCAGGGUCAAGUCGAGGCUGUCCGAUGAAGAGCGCAACUCCAUCCGGCCGGGGAGCAUAUACGUGUAUGAAGAGGAAGAAAGCGGAAUAUCUCGGUGGACGGACAGCAAAACAUGGUCCUCUUCGAAAAUACAAGGGAGAUGUCUGAUGUACUACGAACUAGCUGAAACGCCGUGCGAUGAGAGGCUGGAGAGCCUUCGAUACAGCAGCAGCCUUGAGAACGUCUUAAGCACGGGCAGGGAGAUCAUCAGUCUUGGCGUGCACGAGAAGAAAGUCCGCAAGAAGAACGGGCUGAUAAAAAUGACUACAUCCCUUGUGUAUGAAAGCAAGUCGUACCAUCUUCUUUCUUACUUCACAGAGCCCUUUUCCAAAGAGUACACAAGAGGGCCCAUUUGGAACAUGGUGUAUGCCUGGGAGAUACCCUUCAAUCUCGUUCUUCGUGUAAACUACCGAAGGCGCAGGAAGACGGGAAAGAUCCCCACCAACGACUCCAUCAAGCCAAUCAAGAUAAGACAAAGGUAUGAGAAAAAACUGAACUCCUUUCCUCUCUCUGAGAAGCAGGGUGUAGUUAGGAAAGAAACAGAAGACAUAGAUAUAACCCGAGAGAUUCUUGAUGAGUACGCUUUGCCGAGUAAUAAUGGAUUCUUUUCUUUUCAAUGA
Messenger RNA from Nematocida minor, 798 nucleotides. Its product is annotated as Gti1/Pac2 family transcription factor. The record is from RefSeq and is a predicted model, not a curated record. Bases 1 to 798 code for a protein of 265 amino acids. Lineage: Eukaryota; Fungi; Microsporidia. The transcript has a single exon. Gene Ontology annotation, molecular function: DNA binding.